CUCUCAACUCUUCAGCUCAGUUAGUGUUCGGCGUUUGAAAGGAGUCAGACUGCAGCCCGCGUCUGGAAGUCAUUUUAUUGACAAAUACGAGAAGAGAGCCGACUACCCGAAAAGGAGGACCUUAAACAUCUGGAUUUUUAUAUGUAUAUUUUGCCUCGCUGCAGGAUAUGUACCCUUUAAUUAACCGCCUCGGAUGAAUAUUAGAUUUCCCGUGUGCUGAAAUCUUCUGCCACUAACGGUCCACAGCUUACCUGGCACAGGUUCGCCGCAUUUGACCGCUUUUUUUUUUUUUUUUUUUUUUUUGCCGAGCUAGCUGAACCCGGCUGACCUUACAUCACAGAAUACCUUCGUGGUUUGAAAGUUUUAAUUUUGAAAAAUGUGAUUCCAUGUCUCUUUUUUUUUUCUGGGAGGAAGCCAAGCCCCUUCAUUGGCAUCUGACACAGCUGGGUCGUGUCAAGAAGAUUGAGGAUUAACGGGUUUUUUUUUUCUCCCCCUCCUUAUUAAAGAAACCCCAUUUUCUUGGCUUUGUUUUACCCCCAAAUAAAGGUCGAAUAAGCAACAUGAGCGGAGUGUAAAUAAACGCAGGUUUCUCUCAUAUUUCCCUCCACAUAUCAGCUGAAAUAAAGGGCACCAAAAGAAUAUGGAAAACGAGGUUUUCACCCCACUGCUGGAGCAGUUCCUGCUCACGCCUCUGGUCUGCUGGGUAAAGAGUGUUGGGCACUCGACAGUGACCGAUGGCAUUAAAUUGUCGGAAUACAUCGAGUUGGUGGAUGGGAUUUACCUGAACGAGAUCAUGUUUGAGAUAAAUCCAAAAGCGACAGUGCAGAGGACCAACAAGAAAGUAAACAAUGACCCUACACUGCGCAUUCAGAACCUUUCUAUUCUCAUCAGGCAGAUUAAAGCCUACUAUCAGGAGAGUCUCCAGCAGUUGGUGAUGAUGCCUUUGCCAAACGUUCUGGUUCUGGGCCGGAACCCACUCUCUGAACAAGGCCUGGAGGAGAUGAGGAAAAUGUUGCUGCUGCUUUUAGGAUGUGCUGUUCAGUGUGAGAAGAAAGAAGAAUACAUCGAACGUAUCCAGACUCUGGACUUUGACACCAAAGCCGCAAUAGCAUCUCACAUUCAAGAGGUGACCCAUAACCAGGAGAAUGUGGUGGACCUGCAGUGGUUGGAGAGUGGAGAAAUGCCCCCUGAGGAUUUGGACAGCCUGUCGAGAAAUCUGACUUUCCACCUCAAACGUCUGGUGGAUGAAAGGGACACACAGCUGGAGACGAUUGUGGAGCUCACCCAGGAGAGAGACUGUGUGCAGCUCUCUCCCCUGGCUCCCAUCGCCACCCAGUCUCCUGGUGACUCUCCCAGCAUGAGGAGGACCGAGAGUCGACAGCACCUCUCGGUGGAGCUGGCCGAUGCCAAGGCCAAAAUCAGACGCCUUCGACAGGAACUGGAGGAAAAAAGCGAGCAGCUUCUGGACACCAGGCAGGAGCUGGAGAACAUGGAGGUGGAGCUGAAGAGAAUCCAGCAGGAGAGCUACCAGCUGCUGUCCGACGCUCGCUCGGCUCGGGCCUACCGCGAUGAGCUGGACGCACUCCGAGAAAAAGCCAUACGUGUCGACAAACUGGAGAGCGAGCUCUGCCGGUACAAGGAGAGACUUCAUGACAUUGACUUCUACAAGGCCAGAGUCGAGGAGCUAAAGGAGGACAACCAGAUUUUGCUAGAAACAAAGACGAUGUUGGAGGAGCAGCUGGAUUCCACCAGGACGCGGUCUGACAAACUACACCUUCUGGAGAAAGAGAACCUCCAGCUCAAGUCCAAGAUGCAUGAUCUGGAGAUGGAGCGGGACCUUGACCGGAAGCGAAUGGAGGAGCUGUUGGAGGAGAAUCUCGUGUUGGAGAUGGCCCAGAAACAGAGCAUGGACGAGUCGCUGCACCUGGGCUGGGAGCUGGAGCAAUUAUCAAAGACACCAGAGCUGACUGAUGCUCCGCAGAAGUCUUUGGGCGAGGAGGUAAAUGAACUGACCUCCAGUCGCCUGUUAAAGCUGGAGAAAGAAAAUCAAGCUCUGCUGAAGAAGGUGGAGGAACUCAAAGGAACAGCCAGUCAGGACAAUGCAGCUAAACUGACCAAAGCCAACCAGGAAAACCAGAAACUUAACCAGAAAUUGGAGCGACUGGAGAAUGAACUAAUGGUGGACAGGGAGUCGCUCCGUAGUGCCGAGUCACUGAGUACGGACCUGAUGAAGGAAAAGGCUUUGUUGGAGAAGACUCUGGAGACACUCAGGGAAAACUCAGAGAGACAGAUGAAGGGUCUAGAGCAGGAGAACAAGCACCUGAGCCAAACCAUUUCCUCGCUGCGUCAACGCUGCCAGGUUGGAGCCGAGGCCCGCGUGAAAGACGUGGAGAAGGAGAACAGAGUUCUUCACGAGUCGAUCUGCGAGACCACGGGCAAACUGAAUAAGCUGGAAUUUGAAAGGAAGCAGCUACGAAAGGAGCUUGAAUUGAUGAAGGAGAAAGGUGAGAGAGCAGAAGAGUUGGAGAUUCGGUUGCAGAAGCUGGAAAGAGAAAAUGAAAGCCUGCAGAAGAAAGUUGCCACUCUUGGAAUUACCUGUGAGAAGGUUUCUUCUUUGGAGAAGGAGAACUCUGAGUUGGAGACGGAGGGCCGCCGUCUAAAGAAAAAACUGGACGGUCUCAAAAAUAUGGCUUUCCAGUUAGAGGCGCUGGAAAAAGAGAACGGCCAGCUGGAACAGGAGAACCUGGAGCUCCGGCGCUCAACCGAGACGCUCCGGUCAGCGGGGGCAAAGGCCGCUCAGCUGGAAGCCGAGAACAGGGAGCUGGAGAGCGAGAGGACCCAGCUGAAGCGCAGCUUGGAACUGCUUAAAGCCUCGUUUAAGAAGACAGAAAGAUUAGAGGUGAGCUACCAAGGUCUGGACACAGAGAACCAGCGGCUUCAGAAGGCUUUGGAGAACAGCAGCAAGAAGAUCCAGCAGCUGGAGGCAGAAUUGCAAGAGGUGGAGACUGAGAAUCAAACCCUUCAGCGUAACCUGGAGGAACUGAAGAUCUCGAGUAAACGGCUGGAGCAGCUGGAGCAGGAGAACAAAACUCUGGAACUGGAAAGCUCCCAGCUGGAGAAAGAUAAGAAGCUUCUGGAGAAGGAGAACAAGCGGCUGAGGCAGCAGGCCGAGAUCCGCGACUCCAAGCUGGAUGACGGCAACCAACGGAUCGCCGCCCUGGAGAAGGAGAACCGCACCAUGGGCAAGGAGAUGAUCUUCUUCAGGGACUCGUGUACGAGAGUCAAGGACCUGGAGAAAGAGAACAAGGAGCUGGUCAAACAGGGCAGUAUAGAUAAGAAGACGCUGAUGACACUAAGAGAGGAGCUUGUGAGUGAGAAACUGCGGACGCAGCAGAUGAAUAAUGACCUUGAGAAACUUACUCAUGAAUUGGAGAAAAUUGGACUGAACAAAGAGAGACUCCUGCACGAUGAGAGCUCCGAUGACAGGUUUAAGCUGCUUGAAACCAAACUGGAGUCAACUCUGAAAUCAUCUUUGGAGAUCAAAGAGGAGAAAAUCGCUGCUUUAGAGGCGCGAUUACAGGAAUCCUCCAACCUCAACCAGCAACUUCGGCAGGAACUAAAAACGGUAAAGAAAAACUAUGAGGCACUUCGCCAGAGAGAGGAGGAGGAAAGGAUGGUGCACAGCUCUCCCCCAAAAGGAGUGGAAAACUCCCAGACUGUCAAUAAAUGGGAAAAGGAGAGCCAUGAAGCCACCAGGGAGCUGCUGAAAGUCAAAGACAGACUAAUUGAAGUGGAGAGAAACAAUGCUACGCUGCAGGCUGAGAAGGUGGCUCUGAGAAGCCAACUCAAACAACUGGAAACUCAGAGCUCCAACCUGCAGGCGCAGAUUGUAGCGGUGCAGAGGCAGACCGCCUCCUUACAGGAGAACAACACCACUCUGCAGACGCAAAAUGCCAAACUGCAGGUGGAGAACUCCACCCUGAGCUCUCAAAGCGCGGCCCUCAUGGCCCAGAAUGCCCAGCUGCAGAGCCAGCAGAGCAGCGUGGAGGGAGAACGGGAGGGAGCGCUGAGAGAGAAGGAGGAGCUGAGGGCGACCUACGAGCUGCUGCUCCGGGAUCACGAGAAGCUGGCAGCGCUCCACGAGCGGCAGGCGGCCGAGUACGAAGCUCUGAUUGGGAAACACGGCGGCCUGAAGACCUCCCACAAGAGCCUGGAGCAGCAGCACAGAGACUUGGAGGACAGGUACAAGCAGCUCCUGCAGAGAAAGGGUGAGCUGGAGGAGUUGGAGAAAAACCUGAAGGAGCAACAGGACAAGAUGGCACAGGAGAAUCAGAGCCACCAAGCCACAGCUGACCAGUGCAAACUGCUCAAAGAGGAAAACGACAGGCUGAACACAGUCUAUCGCCUGCUGAUGAAGGACAACGAAAGUCUGCAGGUGGACCAUAAGAACAUAAAGACCCAGCUGAACAGUGCAAAGCUGGAGCAGACCAAGCUAGAAGCCGAGUUCUCCAAACUCAAGGAGCAAUACCAGCAGCUGGACAUCACCUCCACUAAACUCACCAACCAGUGUGAGUUGUUGAGCCAGCUGAAAGGCAACUUGGAGGAGGAGAACCGUCACCUGUUGGACCAGAUCCAGACCCUGAUGCUGCAGAACCGCACACUUCUGGAGCAGACGAUGGAGAGCAAGGACCUGUUCCAUGUAGAGCAAAGACAAUACAUAGACAAGCUAAACGAGUUGAGGAGGCAGAAGGAAAAACUCGAGGAGAAAAUAAUGGACCAGUAUAAAUUCUUUGAUCCUUCGCCUCCACGCAGGCGUGGCAACUGGAUCACUCUGAAGAUGAAGAAGCUGAUCAAGCCAAGGAGCCGGGAGAGGAUGCGUUCUCUCACGCUGACCCCCUCUCGUUCGGAGCUGGGGGAAAGCGUUUUCACUUUUGUUCCAGACAGCCAGGACAGCUCCUCCAUCGGCUCUGGGUCCAACUCUCUGGAUGACGCGCUCACACAAAAGAGGAGCAUGAGAAGGAGAGGGCAGCAUUCCCAUGCCCAAAGUCAGGGUUCGUCCAAUGCUAUAAAGAGGUUGCCUUUCAUGAGGAACAGAUCCAAGGACAAAGACAAAGACAAGGCCAUCUACCGACGCUCGAUGUCCAUGAACGACUUGCUGCAGACGAUGGCGGUGGCCGGUGUUUCCGGGUCACAGUGGGCGGGCAGCACGGAGAAUCUGGACGGACCUGAAGGAGGAGACAGCAGCAUGACAGGCAGCAGCAGGCGCAGCGGACAGCGCAUGAAGGAGCUGGCCCUGUCCACCAACGCCAUCGACUGCGCUGCACUAACACUGCCGUCUGCGAGGCGGGCUAAACUCCAGCUUCAGGUCAAAGACAAUGCCUCAUGCGAGGAUGUUGCUGGUUCCUUAGAUGACCCUAAGAGUCAAGGCCGGCAGGGGUCUAGCGGUGCUCUCGCUUUGUGUCGUCCUGUUGAGCUGAAGGCUAUGUGCAGAGUGCCCUGUAGCAUCUGUACCUCCAGACCCUCCAGCCUUCAUAGCAACAGGACAAGUAGCAAUAGUAACAAUAACUCACACCUCACCUCUCCUCUGGAGGGCAAAGGCACGCUGAAUGGCAGUCUUAGCAGGCCUCAGAGUGAGAGCAGCGGGGAGUUCAGCUUGAGCCUGGACCAGGAGGUGUGGUCCAGUAGCGGCAGCAGCCCCGUCCAGCAGCCUGCCUCCUUGCGCUCCUCCCACCAGAGCCCCCUGCAGCUGCGCAGGUCCCUGGAGCCGUCCGGCACCGCCGCCGUCUCCACCGCCGUCUCCGCUCAGGCACAAAUCAGGAAGAUGGGCUCCCCCAGCGAGGUUCUGUCCCUGCAGCAGUUCCUAGAUGAGGGUAUUGAUCCUGCAGAGUCUGGCAGUCAGGAGAACCUCACGGUGGAUUCCCCUCGCCUCUCCACUUCUUCUGAGCACGCUCAGAAAGAUCGCGCCUCCACCAAGGCGCGGGGCAUUUUGCGCUCCAGCAGUGGGAGAGCGGCGCCGACCAGCGCCGACCGGGCUCUGAGGUCCUCGGGACAGCCCGGCCGGCCGAGCCUGCGGAAAGCCGAGAGCACGCGCGUCAAAGGCUCCGCCCCUCUCCGCUCCAGCCUCUCCUCCCAGGGGAAAGCCACGUCCGUCUCCGAGCGCCUGGACUCCGCCUCCUCCUCCUCCACACUGCCCCGGGCCAGCAGCGUCAUCUCGACAGCCGAAGGUACCACAAGGCGCACCAGCAUCCAUGACCUACUGUCCAAAGACCACCGGCAGCCCGUGUCUGUUGACGCCUCUCCUCACACCCCCUCCCCAAAGGCUGGAGUACGCUCGCAGCCGACACCCAAUGUGGAGGGCAGAAAGUCUAAAAGCAGGAGCGGGGAGCCGCAGCAAAGCUGCUGAGCCCUCGCCCGUCCGCUACCAUGCUGCGAGCGCGUGGUGAGUGAGCGCUGGAUGAAAAAUGGUCGGGUCAGUUUUGUCUCCAUGGGAACGCCUACAAACGUGGUUGUGUAACAGAUGUCUCCCAUCAUGCUGUGCACUUGCCCCCCUCCGCCCCCCGCUUCCCUGAAAGCGCCCUCCCACCUCCCGCUCUUCCUCCCCUCACUGUUCCUGCGGUGCCAGACGCCUUGCUCAGGGGUUUUCAUUGGACCCAGCCUACUUUGGCAUAUGGUCCAUUUUUCACUACGCUGCCUGUUGUCUUUACUCACCAAGUGAAGCUCUUGGAAACAACACAGUCUCCCUCCAUCAUGCUGUGUCUUGUGUUGGUGUAUAAAUGAUGUGACUUCUGGCUCUUUAUCAGGCUGCUGCAUGGCUUUGCUCCUCCCCUGUUUGCAUGUAGACCCGGGCUAGCUGCUGCUUCUCUUCCCCUCCUUGUUGAAUUAAUGUUUAACAGAGCCCCCUAGGGGAGCAUGGGGUGAAUUUUCUUCUUUCUUUUUUUUUUGCGUUACCUCACAAAAGUAUUGCGUCCCCUUGUAAUAAAUUUGCAAGUGCACCCUAGCCUAUUUUAUAUAGUCACGGCAAUAACAAAUUCAAAUAGUUUGAAUGCAUUUCUUUUCUUCUUUCUUUUCUCUUACAGAAAGUUUCUGUCAUGUUGAUGUUUUACAGUAGGAAUGGAAAGCCCAUGUUUGACCUGUGUUCAUCCAAAAGACAAAGAUAUAAACAUGUCAGAUAACUCACAAAGGAGAGAUGAGCAUAGAAUUCCUACAUGGAAAAACAUUAAAUUGCAGGAGAAGACUUUCGCUAUUCAAGAUGCUGCAUGAACUGACUACUAAAAACAUUAUAGUGAGGUAACGCAAAAAUUAUUGCAUGGGAACGCCAAAAAGAAAAAUUCACCUUGUCCACUACGGGGCUCUGUUAUGUUUACUGGUACAGUGAAACUUUUUUUCUCUAACUGUACUUUUGCUCUGUUUUCUUGCCAGUUUUCUUGUAACUUGUCUUUCUUUUCCAAUUGUUUGCACUUCUCUUUGCUUGCGUGCGACUCAGAGAAAGGUGGCCUUGGAGUUGUGUGUCUGAAGCUUUGUAGAGCUAAUCUUCUGCAGCCAUCUACAGUGAGAAAAGAUUGUAUGUCCCAGAUUCAGCUUUUUUUUUUAGGAGAUCCAGGACACUUUAGUGGAGAAAAGUGGCUUCCUUCUCUGUUUUUCUUUUCCUUGAAUCAAGGAAGCAACAGUGAAAUACUGCAAAAUAUCACAAUGACGUUUCCCCCUCUACCCCUUAAAGACUGCUGCGACAGUUUGCCACUUUUCUCCAAUGUGGCAGAUCUUUGAUGCGCACUAGUUAGUCUCUGUGAAAUGAUUUAAGUGCCAAUGUUCACACAACAGCCAAAAAGGCAAUCUCAACCCAGACUUGAGGAUUCCUUUUCCCAGAUCUUCUUCGUAUCUUUAACACCAGAUGGAUCGUCUUCUGCCUGAAGCCACAACUACAUACUUUAAACAGGAGGACACUCUUUAAAAACAUGAAGCAUGUCAGCACAAAAACAAAAAAUAAAAAAACUGUUCCAGCUUCCGUUUUACACUGAAGAAUCACAAUCUGCAUGGAGCAAUCAAUCAUUCCACUUUCUUUAUCUAACCAAGGAAGAGGAUGGGGUCCAAAGGUUUAGAAGCCAGAUGCAGUGGGACAUAAAACCAUGAAAGUUUUGGUGGUUUGGUUUGAAAGGGAGAGAUGGAGAUUGCCUAGUCUCCAGGUUGCCUAGGAGACGAUGUUUAUGACCCGACACACUGUUUAUCUCCACUAAAAUCCUCCUCUGUCAUACAGUUAACCACAUGGUAGUCAUUAAUAGUUCCUCUCCUGCUCUGAUGUACAGCUAUCACUAAGACUAAACAGCGUUGAGUGUAAACUUCUGGAAAGGCUCCCUUUGCGUCUGACUGGAGUAGGUGACCCGCCUGCUGCCUGCAGAACACGUCCACGUUUCUGUUGUGUUGAACAUUAUGGUGACAAUGAGACCUGAUGUUUUCUCCUUUUCCACUUUUACAUGUCUCCAUUUGGUGUAAUUAAAAAUCUUGAAGACUA
Xiphophorus hellerii (green swordtail) is the source of this 8506-nucleotide messenger RNA. It is a transcript of the gene ccdc88ab, whose product is annotated as coiled-coil domain containing 88Ab. The record is from RefSeq and is a predicted model, not a curated record. Gene Ontology annotation, biological process: cytoskeleton-dependent intracellular transport; cytoplasmic microtubule organization. NCBI's taxonomy places the organism in Eukaryota, Metazoa, Chordata, Actinopteri, Cyprinodontiformes, Poeciliidae. Gene Ontology annotation, cellular component: centrosome; cytoplasm. Bases 641 to 6403 code for a protein of 1920 amino acids. Gene Ontology annotation, molecular function: dynein light intermediate chain binding; microtubule binding. The transcript has 38 exons.